Strongyloides ratti is the source of this 2394-nucleotide messenger RNA. Its product is annotated as Mutagen-sensitive 301. NCBI's taxonomy places the organism in Eukaryota, Metazoa, Nematoda, Chromadorea, Rhabditida, Strongyloididae. The transcript is spliced from 3 exons. The record is from RefSeq and is a predicted model, not a curated record. Bases 1 to 2394 code for a protein of 797 amino acids. Gene Ontology annotation, molecular function: nucleic acid binding; ATP binding.
AUGUCUCUCCCACCUGAUUCUGAUACUCAGACCUAUGAAAGCAAGCAAAUUUGUUUUGUUAAGUCAUGGCAAAUGUUAGGAUUAGAUCUUGAUAUUGAAAAAGAAGACAUUGUUCCGAUAAAAAAGCGGAAAGUUCUUCCACCACUAAACUAUCAUAAUAACAUUGUUACAAAGUUUAAGAAUGUUGAUGGACGAUUAAUGGAAUGUAGCCAAAAGGCUAUAAAUGAAUUUACCAGUCCAUGUUUUAAUAAUACUUUAUCAUCGUUUUCAAAUUUAUCACCUGAGCGUCAUGCACCAACCUUUACUACUUUAAACAAUGGUAAAAAUUUGUCUGAUAAAGAUGUAUUUUCAAAGUUGAAUUUACCUAUUCAGCUUUAUGAAUAUUAUUUACAGGAAAGAAAAAUUUCAAAGCUGUAUGACUGGCAGAAAGAGUGUCUUUGUGAUGCAAGAUUAUUGAGAGGUUCAAACAUUAUAUUAUCUCUACCCACUGGAUCUGGCAAGACAAUGGUCGCGGAGCUAUUAAUGCUUCGUGAAGUAAUCAACAAUAAAAAAAGUUGUAUUAUAGUUUUGCCUUAUGUUGCUAUAGUUCAAGAAAAAAUGAAUAUGUUAAUGGAUUUUAAACAAAUGUUUGAUAUUGAUGUCUUGGAUUAUGCUGCUGGUAGAGGAGCUAUACCACCUAUAAAAUCUGAAAAGGAAAAUGGUACAAUUUAUGUUGCAACAAUAGAAAAAGCAAGUAUAUUAGUAAAUUCGUUAAUUGCAACUAAAAGAAUUGGUGAAAUAGGACUUAUGGUUGUUGACGAGUUACAUAUGAUUGGAGAAUCAAACCGUGGUAUUUUUAUUGAACAAAUGUUAACAAAAUAUCUGUUGACAUUGUCAGGUCAGAUAAUUGGAUUGUCGGCAACUUUAGAUGACAUGACUUGUCUUAGAAAGUUUAUGAAAGCUCAUGUUCUAUCAGUUGAUUUUAGACCUGUUCGGUUGGACCAAAAAGUUAAAAUUAUGAAUAAAAUGUAUUACUUGGAUGAAUCUAGUGGUUUUAGAAGAUUAGUCCCUAUACCAGGACAAACAAAUAACAAUUCUUACUAUGAUCCUCGUGAUUCUAGUGGUGUUUUGCCUUUUCUUAAACCUUUAAUACCUCACCAAAGUGUUUUGAUUUUUUGUCCAACUAAAGAUUCGUGUGAAAAUUUAUGUAGUGUGCUAUCAGAAAUUUUAUCUGAAGAUUUAAUCUAUGCUGAUAAUGAUCCAAGAAAAGAAGAUCUUAUAGAUAUGAUAAGAAGCGACAAUGGAGGAAGAAUUUGUGAAAUUAUGGAGUAUGGUAUAUUAGCUGGGGUAUGUUACCAUCAUUCAGGAAUUACUAUAGAAGAAAGGGAUCGUAUAGAGACAGCAUUUAAAAAUGGUAUAAUACAUACAUUAUGUGCAACUUCAACUUUGGCGGCAGGAGUUAAUCUACCAGCUAGAAGGGUAAUUAUUAAAGAUCCCUUUUUACACGAAGAAAUUAUAUCCAAAUCUCAGUACACUCAAAUGGUUGGUCGUGCUGGAAGAGCAGGACUUAAUAAUUAUGGUGAUAGUAUUACAAUUAUAACAUCAAGAAAUAAAGAGAAGAAAUUUAGAGAGAUGGUUGAGACACCAUAUACAAAAUGUACAAGUCAAAUGGUAAAGGGUGUAAAUAAUUAUAAAAAUUUUCAAGUUUUACUUCUGGAUAUGAUUUGUUUAUCGAUGGCUAAGACAAGAGAAGAUUUGGAAAAAAUUAUGUACAGUACAUUUUAUGGAUAUGAACAUAAAUCAGAAGUUAUUAAAAUUUUAAAUUGUGUAAUUGGAAAACUAUUAGAAUAUAAUAUGAUUAAAAUGGAAUGUAAUAUGUAUGUUGCUACACUUCUUGGAAUAGCUACACAAAAUGCUAACUUUGCUCCAGAUAUUGCUGUAAAUGUAAAGCGGGAACUUGAUGAUCAUUUGGAAAAUGGUAUUAUUUUGUCAUCAGAAGAACAUUUAAUAUACAUUCUUUUACAAAGUGAUAUUUCUCUAAAGGUUAAUGAAAGUAUAAUGCACAAUGAAAUGGAAGAUUUGGAAAGAAAUGAUCCACAAUUGUUUUCAAAGAUAUCCAAUGUAUCAUAUCCUCAAUUUAUAUCAGAGUUUGCCACACAAAAUCGACCCAAAUCUAAAUUUGUAAAAAUGUACAUUUUUUUUAUGAUAAGAAAGCUUUUAAAAAAGCAAUCGAUUUGGGAUGUUGCAAAAGAGUUUAACGUUCAGCGUGGUUGGCUUCAGAAUGUUCUUCAAAAUUUUAAUAAUCAUGCAAAAUGUUUAAUUCGAUUUUCUGAAAAACUACCUGAAUUAUGGUCUAUUUGUCUUUUAUCUCCACAUGUUUUAAAUAAAUCUUGUAUAUAUAUAAAUGAGAAAUGA